Lodderomyces margitis is the source of this 435-nucleotide messenger RNA. It is a transcript of the gene MDJ2, whose product is annotated as Mdj2p. The record is from RefSeq and is a predicted model, not a curated record. Gene Ontology annotation, molecular function: ATPase activator activity. Bases 1 to 435 code for a protein of 144 amino acids. Lineage: Eukaryota; Fungi; Ascomycota; Pichiomycetes; Serinales; Debaryomycetaceae. Gene Ontology annotation, cellular component: PAM complex, Tim23 associated import motor. The transcript has a single exon. Gene Ontology annotation, biological process: protein import into mitochondrial matrix.
AUGGUGGUUCCUAUAGUGCUUGGAAUUGGUGUUACUGUGAUAGCACUUACUGCAAGAGCAACAAUCUCCGCUUACCGACAGUACUUGCACUUGACGCCAGCAAUGAUUGCCACUUUAAACAACAUUAAACUUACAAAUAUAGACGAUAUUUCAUCCACGGUGAAGAAAUCUGAUCCACGAUACCUUCAUUACAAAUUCCUACGACUGAAGUACCCCAAUAGAACUUUCUUAACACCCAUGACUGAACAGGAAGCGUUGUUGAUUUUGGGCAUAGAAGGUGAUGACAUUCUAAAUGUUGAUAAAAAGAUGGUUAGGGAUCGAUAUCGAAAAUUGAUGGUGUUGAAUCAUCCAGACAAGCAAGGCAGUAAGUAUAUUAGUCAAAAAAUCAAUGAGGCAAAGGACGUGCUCGAUAAAAGCUAUAUGGUGAAUAAGUAG